UACAUUACAUACAUACACUCUUUCUCCUUCCCUUUAAUCUUCGCACACUACUCUAGAGAAACACAGCUUAGUACAAGCUAACACUCACUGGCGCCACUGUCAAACCGAGCUAUAUUUUGUCGGAAAGUUAGUCGCCGUCGAUUAUCUCCGUUUCCGCAUAUAUGUCGUGUGGCUUUAGCUUCCAGUCAACGACUUUGCAAUUCGUGUUGUUUUAAGUUUGUUGCUGAAAUUUUCGUACCUUUCUGUAUAACCUUUACAAAGCUUAAUGAUUCGGAAAAAAGUGUUCUUGACUUACAAGCGAAAGAGGCAACCAAGUUCAGUGGAUCUUUAUCGGGAAAAUGGGAUUCCUAAUACACCUUCUGGAUGUCAAAAAUCAAACGGCCUAGCCCCUUUGCUGAAGAAAGAGGAGAAGUAUGAGAACCAUAGCAUUAAGGAUGAAAACAAAGACUUUGAGGAUAAUUCUGAAGAAGCUCACUCUUCAAAGGAUUCCAGAGGGCCUAUCUCUGAAGGAGAACCGAGGAGUUCAGAAAAGAGAUUAUGUUCUUGCAUUACGUCAGGUUGUGGAUGUGAUAGUAAAUGCACCCAGAAGUUUUCACUUUCCCCGUUGACAGGAUUGAAUACUUCUAAAGAACAGGAUUUGGUCACUCCAAAUUCUGGUGUCGAGAAGAGAUGCAAUUUUCAGUACUGUGAUACCUCUGAUUUGGGAAAACUGAGUCUGGAAGAAGCUGACACAGUAAGAGACAUAUCUCAGAGCCUCUCUGUAAAUGCAGUAAGAAAAAGCAAGUUGGCCUCCGCUCUGAUUACUUUCCAGCGGAGAGCCAAGCGGGACAAGGAUGCAGGUCAAGCAGAUGCGAAGUUCGAGCUUAAAGUUGAAGAUGUUGCUUGUUUAUCAGUUAAUACUGCGUGUCCUGUUGCUCCUCAUGGCUCUGAAGAAUCAGUUGCUAAGAGCUGCUCUAUGGAUCGUUCAGCAGAUUUUAAGCAUCCGAAGACAACCAGCGGAGGUGACCAUUAUCAAUGUUCUUGUGCUGGAUCAGCUUCGCGGAUGAAGAUAUUGAUAGAUGUUAAUGAACAGCCGAUCUCAGUCAAGGAAGCUUCACCAAUCGACAAAGAAGCUAUUCCAAAUUCUGGAAUAGGUUUCUCUGGUUUUGACAACAGUUUUGCUUCAGAUGCUGUCAAGGACUCAUCAUUUCGUACCACUCAGGACCCUUCUUUUGAUGCUUUAUCCGGAAUAGAAGGGCCAAUAUCGUCUCCGUUAGAGGCUGCGAGUGACAGAGGUUCCCGAGCUUUAGAUCUGUCCAUUCCUUGUGACAAUAGUGAUGACAAAAUCGACUGCAAUAGUAUGUCAGAACAGGCAUCUGAUGAACACCUUAUUCCAACGGCAGAAGAAGUUCAGCAGAACCCUCCUUGCUCCUUGAAUGAAAAUGUUUCUACGUUUUUACAGAAGGUGCCUUCUGAUAAAAGUUUGGAAUUACUUGACAACAAACAGGAGAAGAUAUCUCCAAUUCAAGCAGAGGUACCUGAAGCUGGUUGCUUACCUGGAAAAGCAACGGCUGAUUGUAGCGAGGGCAUUGCUUCAAUAAAUGAUUUACCGCAGCUUUUUCGGGAAGAGGGAACCUACAACUUUUUCCCAUUAGCAAGCACGCAGCAAAAUGAGAGUGCUCCUGUGAAUUCUAAAGGAGGAGGAAAAGUUUGCUCGUCAGAAGACAAGAAGCGUAGUGGGACUACUGUAGCGGAAUCCUCAGAUUUUCUUGGUUUGUCACUGCCAACUGAAUCCAUGGUCGGUGGUCCAGCUUUAAGCUCAAGCUCGUCACAGCUGGCUGAUAUGUGGAAUCAACCAAGGGAAAUUAUUCAAGGAGUUCCUCAGUUUCCUUUUGAUGCGUCAUUGCUUCAUCGGCAUCAAAUGAUCCUGGAUAACAUUCUUAAUAGAGCAAGAUCACAGAAGAGAAAUAGGAGGAGAUUUGCAGAAAUAUUUGAGUCUCCAACAAUGUGGUCAGAAGAGGAGCUAGACUCACUUUGGAUUGGUGUGAGGAGGCACGGAAGAGGUAACUGGGAAGUAAUGUUGAGGGAUCCAAGGCUGCACUUCUUUUCCUGGAGGACACCAAUGGAUUUGGCGGAACAAUGGGUGCAGGAACAAUCGAAACUUUUCCAUGGAAAAUCCAUUUCCCCUGUGGGACAGUUACGAAAAGCUGAUCUUUUGUUCCAUGGUACGGAUGAUGUUAGACUUUCACUGGGGCAUGCAUAUUUUCAGUCAGAGGACAUCCAGAGCCAAAUACCUUUCCAUUUUGGAAAUGUUCAAAAUACUUCGUCCAAACUACUUCACCUGGCUACAACAAACGUAGGGUCCUUAGACUCGCUCAGUCAUAGGGGAAAUCGCGGAAGAGCUAGGUUGAAUCAAUCCGAAAACUUUGCAGGUUCGGGUGUUGACUGUUCAUUCAGUUCUCAUAUUAUGAACAGAGCAUCUGAAGGGGGUAAUUUGCCUCACUGGCUUAAAGAAGUGGUUGCUAUCCCACCGAGGCCUCCUGGAUUUCCCCCAGAUUCUUCAUGGAUUUUCCAUCCGUGGGUUGGUCUACCCUUUCCCGAACCUGACAAAGCAAAUUGUGAAUCAAGGAACAUAUUAAGUGACUUGUGCACUUCACCAAGAGCUGAGCUGAAUAAUGGCAGUUCUGAUCAUGCUCAUCUACCAGCAGUGCCUAUGAGAGAGGGGAAGCAACAUUGUAUGUCAGAGGCGAAUAAAAGGGUUGAGCUAAUUGUCAUCAAUAGCGACGCCUCAUCUGAGGAAACAAUAUCGGAUGAUUGUAAUGUAAGGUGUUAGCUUAAGUUGGGAUUUUAGAGUUUAACUAUGGUUAAGCGUGUAUAAAAGGUUGGUAAUCCGAUUAACUCGGCUAUUUUUGAGAGCGAGGUUAACUGAAAUCAAGUAGGUUUUUGCCAAUUAUUACAAUCAGUUGAUUUGCA
Molecule: messenger RNA, 2952 nt
Organism: Nicotiana tabacum (common tobacco)
Lineage: Eukaryota; Viridiplantae; Streptophyta; Magnoliopsida; Solanales; Solanaceae
Source: RefSeq, a predicted model, not a curated record